This is a messenger RNA of Pocillopora damicornis (cauliflower coral), 739 nucleotides long. Its product is annotated as voltage-dependent calcium channel subunit alpha-2/delta-2. The record is from RefSeq and is a predicted model, not a curated record. Gene Ontology annotation, cellular component: voltage-gated calcium channel complex. NCBI's taxonomy places the organism in Eukaryota, Metazoa, Cnidaria, Anthozoa, Scleractinia, Pocilloporidae. Gene Ontology annotation, molecular function: voltage-gated calcium channel activity.
CAGGUUUCGAUUGGGGGAAUAGUGGGACAGACGUCUACGACAAUAGAAGACGCAGCUGGUAUAUUCAAGGAUCAAGUGCACCGAAAGACUUAAUUAUGGUGCUAGACUUUAUGAAGGAGAACCUGUAAUGUUGUGUCAGUUGAAGAAAGAUGGGAGUAGGAUACCAAAUGAUGACCUGCCUACUACAGAAUGCAGCAGGCAACUGUUGCAAGCCACUGCCCAGAAUAAAAAGUUUUUACAGCAGUUUAUUCCUCAAAAUACUUUUGCUAAGGGGAUUGCAAGAGUCAGUACUGGAUUUCAAUUAGCUAUUGAUGUGUUGAAGGACUCAAGAGAAAAGCAGAAUUUUUCAUCAUCAAACUGUACACAAGCAAUUGUUCUUUUCACUGAUGGAAUGGAGGACAGCCAAUACGAACUAAGUAAAGACAUAUUUAACAAGGAAAACAAUGAUAAAAAGAUCCAUGUUUUUACUUACCUUGUUGGGAGUGAAAAAGGAGCCAAGUUUGAGCCAUUGAAGAAAAUUUCUGAUACUAAUGGAGGUUGCUUGUUUUAUAUACAAACCCUCUCAGAUGUCAGGGAGAAAGUUCUGUCAUAUGUAUCAGUGCUCAGUCGUCCAUUAGCCUUUGCUAAGGGUGGACCAGACACAUCCUGGACCCCAAUUUACCUUGAUCAACUGGUUUUAGAGCGGAUUGACAAAAUUUCUUAUGUUCUGUUAUUUUUCAUGUGUAGGGACUCGGCUUAA